Messenger RNA from Emiliania huxleyi CCMP1516, 1136 nucleotides. RefSeq lists its product as hypothetical. The coding region runs from base 1 to 807 and encodes 268 amino acids. The record is from RefSeq and is a predicted model, not a curated record. NCBI's taxonomy places the organism in Eukaryota, Haptophyta, Isochrysidales, Noelaerhabdaceae. The transcript is spliced from 7 exons.
AUGCGCCAGGAGCCCGGCGGCCCUCCCUCUUGGCUCGGCUGCGGCGCGGCGCUCACCGGCGGCGCCGCUCUCCUCUCGCUCUUCAUGCUGCUCCACGCCGAAAAGGCGGAUCACUCGCUCGCGCUGCCGUGGCCGCUCGUGCUCGCCCCGCUGCUCGCGCUGCCCGCCGGCGCGCUGCUGCUCAUCGCCACGCGCGCAGCCUCCCGGCGGGACAGCCGUCGCCGCAGCCGCGAAGCUGGCGCCGCGGCCGAGCUGGCGCGGCUGGCGCUGCUCGGCUGCUCCGCUGUCCUCCUCUGCCUUCGCCUCGGGGGAGGCGGAGGCGGCUGGGGCGUCGUCGCGGCGCCGGCAGCGCUUGCCUUCUUUCCGCGGCCGGACCCGACCUCAUGGCUGAUGGAGCGGGAGGCGCAGGUCUGCGGCAGCGCGUCGGGCGCGGUCUGCGCCGCGCUGCUGCAGCUGAGAUUACCCGAGAGUACCCGAGAUUACCCGAGACUACCCGAGGUUAGAGUGCCGCAGGUCUGCGCCGCGCUGCUGCAGCUGUGCGCUCUCUCCGCGCUCACGGGGCGGCUGGGCGAGUCGGACGCCGCAGGCCGGUCCAUCGGUGGGUCUUGGGGCGGCGCGUACUCGCCCUACCUCUGGUCGCUGCUCCUCGGGCUCGCUUGCUGCGCCUCCUGCGCCGCCUGCGCGCCGCGCCGGCCAGCGCACGACUAUGGCGGCGACGGCGCGGACGGGCCGCGCACACGGCUGCUGCAGAGCCAGGGGGCGUACCAGGGUGUCCGGUCGGACCUCGCAGCCGCGACACAGCUGUGAAUGUAUGACUCAUUGGCUGGUGUGGGCAGAGUCCGACCCGAGCUCGCCGCGCCACGACGCCGGUGUAGAGUCUCUCUUCGCAUUGCAGUUUGGACCCUCCAGUGUGUCGACUCUCUGUUUUAUCCUCGAGGGUAUGUGUCCCGUGUCCGCCGAACAAGGAGCACGGCCACCGCAGACGGCCCCCUCAGCGGCCGUCGUCCUCGACUAGAUCAUGCAGAACAAGAAUUCUUCUCUGAAACCUUAGCCCACACGACGCCACUGAAAGGUGAAAGGACUAGUGUGCUAUACGUCAGUACGGCCUAAGCUCAAGGACCCACCGGCGCCUUCUU